Messenger RNA from Patella vulgata (common limpet), 1568 nucleotides. Its product is annotated as dipeptidyl peptidase 2. Gene Ontology annotation, molecular function: dipeptidyl-peptidase activity; serine-type exopeptidase activity. Gene Ontology annotation, biological process: proteolysis. Bases 30 to 1508 code for a protein of 492 amino acids. Lineage: Eukaryota; Metazoa; Mollusca; Gastropoda; Patellidae. The record is from RefSeq and is a predicted model, not a curated record. The transcript is spliced from 12 exons.
AAUCAUAUGACCUUUGUUUAUCGUCAUCGAUGGAAUUAUGUGUGUAUGCAGAUAACAUGAAGUUUGUUGUGAUGAAAUCAAUUAGUCACAUUUUGUUAAUAGGACUGACAUUCAGUUGUGUGCAAUCAGAUGUACCCUAUAAAGAGCAAUAUUUUGAUCAAACAAUUGAUCAUUUUAACUUUGUUUCUUAUGGUCAGCAGACAUUUAAACAAAGAUAUUUGUUGCAAGAUAAAUGGUUCGAUGCUGUAAAUAAAGGACCAAUAUUUUUCUAUACUGGAAAUGAAGGGCCAAUCACUGGUUUCUGGAAUAACACUGGCUUUGUUUUUGAUAUAGCUCCGCAGUUUGGGGCAUUAGUCGUUUUUGCUGAACAUAGAUUUUAUGGCAAAAGUUUGCCAUUUGGAGAUGAUAGUUUUAAAGGAAACAAUAUUGGACUACUAACCAUAGAACAAGCUUUGGCAGAUUAUGCAGUUCUUAUUAAUAAAAUUAAACAAACCUAUAAAGCAAAAAAAUCGGCAGUGAUUACAUUUGGUGGCAGCUAUGGUGGUAUGUUGAGUGCAUAUAUGAGAUUUAAAUAUCCUAAUCUAGUAGAUGGAGCUAUAGCAGCUAGUGCCCCGAUUUACCUGAUGUCUAAUGUAAUUGAUCCAUCUCAGUUCUUUGUUAGGGUAACUGCGGAUUUCAAACAGUCUAAUCCAGUUUGUUCUGCUAAUAUAAGAAAAGCUUUCACCACUAUGAAGAGUAUGGCAAGUAGUGGACAGGCAGGUUUAAAAACAUUGUCAGAAAAAUUUAGGCUAUGCAGCCAGUUAAAUGAAACAGGUUAUAAUCACAUGGUUGGAUGGAUUAGAAAUGCCUUUGUAUCUUUAGCCAUGUUUGAUUAUCCAUAUCCAACCAACUUUGAGUCGGAGAUACCAGCUUUUCCCGUUGAUAAGUCAUGUGGCUUUAUGGUUAAUGCAACUGACACUGUGACUGGAUUAGCUCAGAUUACAGCUUUGUUUUAUAAUGGUACUAAUGGUAAGCUGCCAUGUUUUGAUAUUUGGGAGGAGUAUGUGGAAUGUGCUGAUCCCAGUGGAUGUGGUUUGGGUCCUGAUAGCUUGGCUUGGGAUAUUCAGGCUUGCUCAGAAGUACCAAUGUUAUUUUCUACUGAUGGCCAGCAGGAUAUGUUUCCACCUAAACCAUACACUGCGCAAAUGCGAGUCGAUUAUUGUAAAACUAAAUGGGGAAUAGUCCCUAGAGAUCAAUGGGCAGGUUUAAGCUUAUGGGGGCAAGACAUACUCUCCUCAUCUAAUAUAGUUUUUUCAAAUGGUGGUAAAGAUCCAUGGGCUUUUGCUGGGGUUUUGCAUAAUUUAUCUGCUAAUUUGACAAGUGUCAUUAUUCCUGAUGGAGGACAUCAUUUGGAUUUAAGGGGCCAUAAUGUGAACGAUCCUCCUGAUGUAUUUAAAGCAAGAGAACUUGAAAAAUACAACAUUAGACUCUGGAUUAAUACAGCCUUUUUAAGAAAUAAAAAUAACUAAAAAAAAUAUGUUAUAUACUGUAUUAUUGUAUAUUUGUUGAAUAAAUUAAUCUUUUUGUUA